This is a messenger RNA of Sclerotinia sclerotiorum 1980 UF-70, 252 nucleotides long. RefSeq lists its product with no specific name. The coding region runs from base 1 to 252 and encodes 83 amino acids. Lineage: Eukaryota; Fungi; Ascomycota; Leotiomycetes; Helotiales; Sclerotiniaceae. The transcript has 5 exons. The record is from RefSeq and is a predicted model, not a curated record.
AUGGGAGACCGCGCAGAUAAGGUGAACCAGAAUGUCGGCAGCGGGAAAGGAGCCGGCAGCUGGGCACAGAGCGUUGAAAAUCUGAGCUAUCAAACAGUUAUAUCCGGUGCCCGUCUCACGUCAGGAAUGUUUCACUCACCAAAUUACCUGGAGCAUGUUAUCCUGGGAGUGGGUGCUAAAGUGGGGGUUGAGGCUUACGAAAUGGAACUUCACGGGGGGGGGGGCAAGAUCACUGCCAUGUACCUUGUAUAG